This is a messenger RNA of Tarenaya hassleriana, 687 nucleotides long. RefSeq names its product F-box/kelch-repeat protein At3g06240-like. NCBI's taxonomy places the organism in Eukaryota, Viridiplantae, Streptophyta, Magnoliopsida, Brassicales, Cleomaceae. The coding region runs from base 1 to 687 and encodes 228 amino acids. The record is from RefSeq and is a predicted model, not a curated record. The transcript is spliced from 3 exons.
AUGUCGGGGAAGAAAACUGAUACAUCUGCUACUGGGAAAGCGAUGAUGGAGACAGCGAAGAGGGCACAACCGAGAGACGACUACGUCGAGGAAGAAGAAAGGCGAAGCGAUGCUCCACCGGAAUUGCCCUGUCUUCCGCCAGAGAUCGUAAGGGAGAUUCUCAUUCGAUUACAUGCGAAAUCGAUCGGCCGAUUCAGGGAUUUGGGUGCUGUUGAGAUCCCUGAGUCUCAUGUCAUGGUCAAUCUCGUCUCAUUGUAUUAUCCGGAAGACUCGUUUGAAAUGGUCGGGUCGGGUCUUGCAAUGGAUUCGGUGUCCAAAGAGGAGAGAUUCUAUGGGGUUGGGUUCAGGUUCGAUUCCAUAACUGAUGAUUAUAAGGUGGCGGCGCUUAUCACGGGCGAUGUUCUGAAUGCUAGUGUUUAUUCCCUCAAGACAGAUUCUUGGAAAUGGGUCGGAGAUUCGCGUUGUAGAUAUGAUGAUGUCGAUAUUUCUUCCUACGGUCUUCUUGUCAAUGGUGCAAUCCACUGGGUUGCAAGGCGUCGAGAGGAUGGCCAGAGAGUUGUGGUGGCAUUCGAUCUAACGACUGAGCAGUUCAAAGACAUGGCUUUACCUGAUGAAGCUGAGGAUUGCCCACACGAGCUUGGGGAAUUUGAGCUCCAUAAACUCAAUGGCAGACUCUGCAUGGUUUAA